Molecule: messenger RNA, 1701 nt
Organism: Schistosoma guineensis
Lineage: Eukaryota; Metazoa; Platyhelminthes; Trematoda; Strigeidida; Schistosomatidae
Source: the annotation of a GenBank genome assembly
CUUGCAUAGGACUGGAGUGCCGGCUAUUUUAUUGUUUUCAGGUGUUAGUGGGUUUCCGUAGUUUGGACUGCUAGUUCUUACAUAAGUGCUAUGAAGAUUUAUUAUUGCUGAUUUUCAGAAGCAUGUGAACCUUAUUUUAGCGUCUUAAUAGUAAUCAGAGGGUUCUUACAUAGAAACUCAACUGCACGUUGCUUAUCUCAAUCUCCCUGUUUUGAGAAAGUGACACAAAACCUCGAAUUUCCUCAAAUCAGGGGGUAAACACAUGUUGAGUAGCCUAACUAAGCCGAUGGCUAAGAGUUAAAAAGUUAUGGAGUGUGGAUUUUGCCUAUAGACAAAACUAAGGAGUACUAUAUUGAGUACUCUUUAGUUUUUUAUUUCCCUCUAAACUAUGUGUAGAAAGUAGUCCUUUACUCAAAAACGAUCGAUUAGUCAGUACAACCUUAAGUCAUCUAAUUGUAAGUUGACGCUCAGGGUUUGAUACUCAUUGACGUACUGUUUGUGUGGUGUAGUAAUGCGUAAUUAGAUGAAUGAUCUUAAAUCUUCAAUCCUCGAGGAAUGUUCAUUAAGCUUGGAGAUGAUUCAUAGCUUCUACUUGUCUGUGGUUAUUAUCUCUAGACCUUUUCAAACUCGGCGGUAAACCACAAAAAGAAACCUAUUUAUUGUUGUACAAUUAACGCAAGCACUCUUCGGGCCAAAUAUUUAUCAUGAAAAAGUAGUAAUCCUUUCGGAAAUAGAACAUGAGGUACUUCCAACAAUCGAGUAGCAUGACUUUGUCCGACUUUACAACCUUGUUAGUCAUGUGUUAGAUAUAUGGUGAGAAAAUUCACGUUCUGGUAUAAUGGUGAAAAGAAAGGUCUGUAUGAUAGUUUCUAUUACUCUUUCAGAGUCUCUAAAUAGCUACUCAGUACCUUAGCCUGAUUUUUGUCCUCUGUUCUGUUUUACUAGAAAAUGUACGUAGUUCUCCUUAAAUCGGCUGGUGAUAAUGCUACUAGCAUCGGUGAUGACCCUUAUGUACAGAUAUUAAAAAACUCAGGUUUCAGCGUAGACUUACUGGAAACUCUUGAUUUCGAGUAUAACAUAUCAAAUCUAGCGGAAUACAAAAAUUGGAGGAACAAUCACAGUUGCAUUAUUUUUAGUAGCCCACGUUCCGUUAUCGCAUGUGUUAAAGCUGGACUAACAGGUAAUGAAAAUGACCUUUGUUUCGUUGUUGGUCCUAGCACUGAGUUACAAGCUAAAAAAGCUGGAUUUUCGCCUAAGGGAGCUGAUUCUGGUGAUGCGGAGAAGCUCGCUAGUUUUAUUUUGAAGCACUUUGCCUCAAAAUUGGAUAAACCUAUUUUUUUCCCAUCUGGGCAAGUACACCGCGACACACUACCGAAAGUUUUGGAAAAUGAAGGAAAAAAAGUAAAUACCGUUGUGGCCUAUUCUUCUGUAGAAAAUACUCAACUUCAUGAAAAACUGCGAUUGAAUUUAUGUGAAGGAAAUCCUAUUCCUGAAUGUUUAGUAUUUUUCAGUCCCUCUGGCGUUUCAUUGACUGAAAAUAUAUUACUAACCGAAAUUAAACCACAUCGACCGAAUAUUAAAUUGGUUGCUAUGGGACGCGCAACAGCAACACGAUUAAAAGAAUUAGGUUUGAUUGUUUCAGCGGUUGCCUCAUCACCUAAACCGGAAAGUCUACUAACGGCACUAAAGCAGUUAAAAUGA